AUGCAAUUGCACCGAGACACCACAGUCUCACAGCUCACGGUCACACCGGUGGUCUCAGACGGCUUGCUCUACCACGAGGACUCGCCCUUGGUCCGGGCCGCGCAGCUGGGCCGCGCCUUGGUCUUGGAUGAGGCAGACAAGGCACCCUUGGAGGUGGUGGUGGUGCUGAAGUCCUUGAUCGAAGACGGACAGUUGGCGCUGCCCGACGGACGCAGGCUGGCCAGCACCUCGGAGGCGGGCGAGCGCACCAUCCAGGUGCAUCCUGAGUUUCGGAUGUUUGUCCUUGCCAACAGACCCGGCUUUCCAUUUCUGGGCAACGACUUGCUGCGAGAAGCAGAUGUCUUCGCCGUGUUCUGCCUGGACAACCCAGACGCUGCCUCAGAGCUGCAGUUGGCGCGAGCCAUCGGACCUAGUGUGCCGGACGGCCUGCUCCGCACGCUGGUGGCGCUCUUUGCCGAUUUACGCUUGGCCUUAGAAGAUGGACGGCUACAGUAUCCGUACAGCGCUCGGGAGCUUCUGGCAGUGAUCCGGCACCUUGAACGCUUUCCCAACGAGCCGUUGGAAGAGGCUUUGAGCUCGGUCUUGGCCUUUGACCGUUUCGACCCUUCCCUGCGAGAGGCUUUGCGGCCAUUGCUGGAGCGCCGCGGCGUUUCCAGCCUGGCGGUCUUAGGUCCUGCCAGUGGAAACACCAGUGUAGCGCCUACACCAUCAGAGCCUUGGCUGCGAGCGCUGCAAGCCUUGCGCAACAGCGCCGUGGCCCCGCCGCAACGCCUGCGGAAGGAGUCCGCCGGCUGUUGGCAGCUGCUGGAAGCGCUGGAGGUCUCCGAGGCAGCCCUUGGCAGGGAGAGCCCUGAGUAUCAUCAAGUGCAGCAGCGGGUGGCGAUGCUGGAUCCACCCAAAGUGGUGCCCCUGGCAGAGCUUUGCUUCGAACGAAGUAGCCUAGCCUUCAAUGAGGGCAUGGUGAGAGCCCAGCUCCCUUUGGGACGUCACUCGGGUGGUGUGGCCGAUGCGGUGGUCGGAAAGGGAGCCAUACACGUGCUCUCAACAGGACCCUUGUGCGUGUGGACCAUCGAGGACCCACAAGAGCUUGGCGCCGAUGCGGGCCGUUGCUCCUUGUUGCAGGUUGGCGCUGGUGCUGAUUGGUCCUUGGCCAUGGCGUUUCGCGACACGAAAGGCGUCGCCCAGGGUCCCUCCUUGCUGGUGAACGGGCGGCCCACGGUCUUGGGCACUCCACAGCUGGCCUGGGUUCCAGCAGCUGAUGCGCUUCUCUUGCAUUCGCCUCUGGACGGUAUGGCUCCCCAGUUGCUGCUACAACGCCCCGCCGACCCUGCGGGCGCCAUCGCCAGGGCAUUGCAGGCGCCUGCGCUGCAGCCGCGCGGGGCGGCCGCCGCUCGGCUGCGGCCAGCGCCUCAGGAAGGCCUUGUCCUGGUACCGCAUGGCUGGGAGCCCAUCACCCACAGUCCCGAGACCUAUGAAGCCUUGGGCCCAGCACGAGGAGGUUCCGAGCCUCCCUUUGCGGCCAGAAGUUCAUUGCUCUUUUUCCAGCUGAGUUUGUGGCGUGUCGUUCAGCUGGACGUGCUCCGAGAGAAGACUCGGGAAGUCUACCUGGAGCAUUUUCUUCCGGCUGCUUUGAGGGACCAAUGGCAGAACACCUCCCAAAUGGUGGCUGUCUCUGCAAUGGCCACCACAACACAGGGCAUCGAGAUGCUUUUGGCACUGCCAGGCAAUGCUGGUACUGCCCAAAGCUUUCUGAGUGUUUACUUUCCAGCUGGUCUGGAUGAAAAGGCCCGCCCACGUGCACGUCUGGUGGAGUCGCAAGCGCGGCAGUCUUCAGCAGGUGCGGUGCUUCCCAUGGGACUUCCAGGAGGGCCCACCGCAGGUGUCAUCGCUGUGCCCUUUGGCAGCGAAGGGUCGAUGGCCUUCGCAGGGGACGAGGUGUCUAGCCGAUCGGUGGCGCACUUGCUUGAGGGCCAAGCACAGGAGGAUGGCUCGAAGGCGCUGUGGGCCUUCCUCCCUCAGCCCAGGCCCAGCGCUGGUGGCACCAGCUCAUGGCCAGGGGAGGAGGAGCUGACCAAAGUGCCAGAGGAGGAAAUCAAGGCGCUGGUGGCUGGGUCCAAGCAGCCGCUGCCCACAGAGAGGUCUCGAUGGCGCAGCAAAGAUGUCGUUUGCCUCGGGGACGAGUUGAUUCUGCGGGCAAUGACGGAUCGCCAAAAUGACGACUGGCUGGAGUUCGUCCACCUUCCCUCGAGGAGCGCUCGACAGCUACCAGCAGCCAGUGAAGGUAUGGAUGCUGGUCCAGUGGCACGUUUGCUCGCUUGGCCAAAGUCGCAGCUCUUUCAAGGAGAUGAAGAGGCACGUGAGAUGCUUCGUGGCAGCUGCGUGGUGGUCUUCGAAAGCGGCCAUGUGCGAUGGAUGGAGGCUCAUCCACAGGGUCUUGCUGAGAGCCUUCGAGAGCACUUCCAGCGGCAAGGCUUGCGCGGGCUCAUGGAGGAGGAGCUGCCAGAAGAAGAGCUUCGAGAGCUGGAGGAACUCGAGUUGGAGCAACUGGAGCUGGAAGCCGAAGAUUUGGAUGGGGAAGAGCUGACCGAAGGUGAAGGGCCGACCGAGGAAGGGUCUGAGAUGCCUGGCGCACCUGGAGCCAAGAGAAGGCAACGAGGCUCCGGCCGUGGUGGACGUGGAAUCGCCCGGCCAGGAGCUGGUCGUGGUUCGGGGCACGGUGGGCGCGGUGGCGCUCGUGUAGCGGCACAGGGCAACACUGGUGGAGGUGGCUCCGGCCAGGCCGGCCGAGGACGAGCACAGGGCCCACAGGGUGUCCGGGAAGAGCUGCUGCGGCGCGCGCUGCGCCAGCGGCGGCAAGCACAGAAGAUGAGGAAUCUCUCUGGCGGCGGAAGAGAGGAGUUGUCUUCAGAUGGCAAACCACCCAAGGAGUUGUCUAGCCCAAAGCAUGGCGAUGAGGAUAACAAGGAGCACAUCGGAGGCAACCGUUGGGCUGGCGGCACGGGCGGCGCCGAUACCGCUGGCCUCGGCGGCCGCGGAGGGCCCUACCGUUUGGAAAAGCCGGGUCAACGCGUGCGGCAAGUGAGUGACGAGGCGAAGGCGCAGGUGGACGCCGAGGCUCAGGCAGCGGCGCGACACUUGGGGCAGGAGGCCUUGAGGCGACGCUUGGAGGAGAUCCACCUGAGCGGGGGCGACUACAACUUCUACGCCAGCUUGUUGUCGGCCGUCCAGAGCGACAUCGAACGCCUGCGCGCCGUGCUCUCCGGCGCGGCGGCGCGGCAACUGGAACGCCACUGGCGUCGUGGUCAAGAAGGUGAGUUGGACGAAACUCGCUUAGUUGAUGCCUUGGCCGGCGAGGCCAAUGUCUUCAGGCGAAGGAAAGAGCGUGAGCCACGCCCUGGCGAGCCGCCGAUGCGCCCGAAGCGGGCCCUUUUCCUUUUCGAUGCCUCAGCGUCGAUGUACCGCUUCAACGGUGCGGAUGGGCGGCUGCGGAGGACCUGUGAGACAGCAGUCAUGAUCAUGGAGGCGUUGCAGGGUCUCGAGGCUCGCUUUGACUAUGCAGUCUAUUGCCAUGAUGGAGACACACCGUUGCAGGAGCUGAUCCCUUUUGGCCAGCCUCCCACCGACGAGCGUGGGCGACUGACAGUGGUCUCUAAGCUGGUGGCAAGUGCUCAGUACUGCAGCUCAGGGGACAACACCGUAGAGGCCAUUGAGCAGGCCCGCCACAAGGUGCUGGAUGCUGGACCUGCAGACGAUCGCUUCGUGUUUGCCUUUUCGGACGCCAACUUCGAACGCUAUGGGCUUACGGCCCAGGCGCUGUCAAAGGCUUUGGGAGAGACCAAUGGACGUGAUGAGGUUCGUUCCAUCCUGUUCCUUCUGGCCACCUUCGAAGACGAAGCCUUGUUGAUGGCAAAGUCCUUGCCAGACCAGGUGCGCCUUUGCUUGGACCCACGGACCCUACCUUCGGAGCUUCGGCAGGAGUUUGCCAGCCGUGUGAGCCGCAGAAGUGCGCUGUAA
Messenger RNA from Durusdinium trenchii, 4014 nucleotides. The record is from the annotation of a GenBank genome assembly. Lineage: Eukaryota; Dinophyceae; Suessiales; Symbiodiniaceae.